Penicillium arizonense is the source of this 1935-nucleotide messenger RNA. RefSeq lists its product as uncharacterized. The record is from RefSeq and is a predicted model, not a curated record. The transcript has 4 exons. Gene Ontology annotation, cellular component: SHREC complex; rDNA heterochromatin. Lineage: Eukaryota; Fungi; Ascomycota; Eurotiomycetes; Eurotiales; Aspergillaceae. Gene Ontology annotation, biological process: silent mating-type cassette heterochromatin formation. Bases 1 to 1935 code for a protein of 644 amino acids.
AUGAAGGGCUCUGACAGUGAUGAAGAUGACUCCAAUGUGGUUGUCAUUUCCAUGGGCGACUUCCAAAGCGAUGGGGACGUCAAUACUUGGCCCGCUUUCCCGUACAAGCCACGCGACGAUUCUCGCUGGAGACAGCUGCUCGCAGAGAAUUGGCUCAAGUCUCAGGGUAGCUAUGUGGAAGGCGACGAAUACACUAUCUCAGAGUUACCUGAAGGCUAUUGCCUCUUUGACAGACCGCGCGGCACCAAUCCCUUGAUCCGUGACCCUUUCCUCUACGGACAUCCCAGCGGACAGUACUUCCAGUCCCAGGCGACCUUCUUCACUCACUUCCUUGCCAUGGCUCAGGGCAAGCUGAUUCGCGGCCCUGGUCGGCCCAAUGAUGACAAGAACCCUGAUUACUGGCGGGAGUACAUACUCAAGUUGAAGGCCAAGGGUACCAUCGAUGAACCCAAUAAGCAACCUACCAACUUUGACUGGGCUCUGUCCGACGCAUUGCUAUCUGACUAUUUCAACAAGCUUGUUCUUGACCCAUCCUUCGUCCCUCGCUGUGGCGAGCUCGUACUUUGUGUUUGGGACAUGGAGGAUAACUCAAGCCUGCUGCGCAAUCCUGAGAAUGGCCACAUUGAAAUCCGCGACAGUUACGGCCGCUGGCAUGUGCCUAACUGGCGUGCCGGUGUGGUGACUCAAGCUCCUGAGACCGAAGUUCACAUGCUGGAGAUUGCUGAGAACUCCUACACCACCGAGGAACUGAGUGACCACGGAUUUCGCGUGGAGCUCCUCCCAGAUCCCGUUGGCCUAGACAAGUCAUAUUCAGUUCAAUCCAGAUACCUUCCACUUCGAUGUGUUAAGCCAUUUAACACCUGGCAGCUCUAUCUGGAUGGUCAAUCCCGCGAUGAGCUACAUCCUUCAAUUGAAAAUGCCCUGACCGUCAUGUCCUCAUGGAGCGUGGUGCACAAGGUUCAUGUCAAGGGCACCUGGCCCAACAUGAAAAUCAGCUGCAAGGGAAUCUGGAUUGGUGCCGAGCUAAUCGCUGUACACGAUACCGUUCGCCUCAAGCCUCGAGGCUACAGCUUUGACGAUACGCUGGAUGGCAAGGCCGCUCAAAUCAACGAUGUUAUGGUCAUUGACAAGAUCAGCCUCGUUCUUAGUGACUGCAUCGAAGAUCGAACCUCUCCCAAUCUUGCCAAGAAGUACUCCGUGCUCAUCACCGGCCAAAUUUACACCACCAACCCAAACCGAGGCAAGAACGGCGAGCCCUUCAGUCAAUUUCCUCUCAAACCAAUGACCAACGAAGAAGCAACCGCAACCUUCCGCCAAGUCGGCAUGUCCUCCUAUGGCCCCUGGUAUCACGUCGCCAUCGGAAAGGACAAGUCCGCCAGCAUCAGCCAGCACAUGAUCCUCGGCCGCUGCUACGAGCCACUCGCAGCCGACCUGAUGUUCAACAGACGCGAAUUCGGAUACGACCUCGGCGGCGUCAUGCACGGCCGCAACUUCUCCGAGAGCGUCGACACACGCAUGCCAAAAGGCAACACCUGGUUCUGGGGCGAUAGCCGCAUUGAAACACUGGGCAUAGUCGAGAUCAACGGCUUAGAAUGCGACAUGACUGCUCCCCAGCGCGAAACCCCUGCCAAAUGGAGGGCCAUCUUCAGGGUUUUGGGUGGAGAGGUCACUCCCGCAUUGGUCAAGCGCGCUGGCAUUCCUCCCACCAGUGGCAGCGUUGGUCGUCCCAAGGGUGCCAAGAACAAGAAGCCCGGCUCGAUGAAGGCGAAGACUGGUCUUGCGCAGGUGGCUCAGACUAGCAAGCUGGUUAGCUCUGCUAUCGGCAGUGCUCCUGAGGAAGAGACUUCUGAUGAUGUGGAGGAAGUGUUUGGUCCGGGACUCGCUCCACUGCGUACAAUCCCGAAAAGUGAGGAUGAGAGUGAUUCCGCCCUGUGA